Messenger RNA from Mycosarcoma maydis (corn smut), 849 nucleotides. RefSeq lists its product as uncharacterized. The transcript has a single exon. Bases 1 to 849 code for a protein of 282 amino acids. The record is from RefSeq and is a predicted model, not a curated record. Lineage: Eukaryota; Fungi; Basidiomycota; Ustilaginomycetes; Ustilaginales.
AUGAGCAGCUUUUCAAAGCUAAAAGCAUGUCUAGUAUCUCUACUUUGCAUCGUUGUUGCUCUCAUUCCUGCAACCACUAGCACGGCGCAUGGCAAGCAGGUGUCGGAACAACUACAAGCCAGCACGUCUUCCUCGCACAUAGUUCCGCAGACGAAUCUUCGUUCGCCUGCUUCGAUCUCGGAUUUUUCGCUCGUCUCGUUCGACGACAUCAUCCAAGGUCGCUUCGUACCACUACCCGUCAGCCAAACACAUUUGAAAGAUGUAAUCGAAGGCGAACAAGAUCCUUACACGCUUCUCUUUUCUGAUCAGUCGAAGGCGGAGGCGGAGGGGGCGCCUAUCAUCGAACUCACCCAUCCACGUUCUUUUCGAUCGUUGAACGCACUCAUGCAUCGCUACAGACAUGUUCAUAUUUAUCGCCACAUAUCUGGGCCUGAUGAUGGCUUCUUCGAGUCAAAGAUUGUGCUGAUGCGACGACAACCGCUGCCGGGAGGCAUCUCAAUCGCUCCGGGAUCGCGUGUCAUUGGGCUCGAUGAGAGGAUCAGCGAGAUUGAGCACAUACGGCGCAGAUAUGGCCUCGAGGUAGCUUGGGCUAGAUUUCAUAAGCUGUUCACAUCUCUCGAAGGCAUAGACCAGGCGCAAGUGGCGAUCAGGACAUGGGCGGACAUAAUUUCGUCUCCAUUUGUACCGGUAGAUCAAGGCGGAUCUGGGAUCAGAUAUUACCUGGACUUCUACAGGAUGGGUAAGUUCUUGAGUCUGGAUGGCAGACACAUACUCGGAAUCCGAAUCAAUCUUCAGGGAGUGGCUGACCACUACGAGCAGGCGAUCAACGAGGUGAUGCCUCACUUGUGA